ACGCGCUCUUAGUUCACUGUCAGCACUCGAUAAGAGCACUUUGGGCUAGCCGCUGACCUACGCAGGAGCUCACACUCUUUCCUCAUUUCAGAUAUCAUCUCCUUUAGCAAUCUGAUCCUAGAAGUGCGUUAGUGCUCCUCACUGGCCCCUCUAGAAGCUUGUGCCUUCCCCGCCACCGGCCGACAAAGAAUAACUCGCAACAUCGACUGGUUACCGAAUCGCAUAUCACACACUCCUCCCAGAAGAGGACCACUCCACUGGAAGUUGUUCGCUUUUAAGAAGGCGACAUCGCCGGACUCGGGUGCGGAAUGUCUGUCUCCAUUCAGGAACUGGACAACACAGUCCGGGCCUUCUAUGAGGGCAAAGGCGACAUUCAAAAACAAGCUCAGCAAUCGUUAACCGAAUUCAAACAAAAUCCCGAUGCUUGGCUAUUGGUGGGAAACAUCCUUCAAGAAUCCUCAUACUCACAGACAAAAUAUCUUGGCCUUCAAGUCCUCGACGAUGUGAUUAUGACGCGAUGGAAGGUCCUGCCUCGGGAGCAGUGCCAGGGUAUCCGCAACUUCGUCGUCAAUUUCAUCAUUGAGAGCUCCAGUUCAGAAGAGAAACUCAAAAGCGAGCGGACGCUGUUGAAUAAGCUGAACCUGGUCCUCGUCUCGAUCUUGAAGCAGGAGUGGCCGCAUAACUGGCCUACCUUCAUCAAUGAAAUCAUUUCCUCCUGCCAUACGAGCCUGUCGAUUUGCGAAAACAAUAUGGUCAUCCUUAGGCUGUUGUCGGAGGAGGUGUUCGACUAUUCCCAGGACCAAAUGACCUCGGUCAAGGCCAAGAAUCUCAAGACAACGAUGACGCAGGAGUUCUCGUCCAUCUUCCAGCUGUGCUCGGAGGUCUUGAACACGGCCAAUCAACCCAGUCUGGUCAAGGCUACCCUGGAAACUCUUCUCCGCUUCUUGAACUGGAUCCCACUCGGAUACAUCUUCGAGACUCCGAUCAUCGACACUCUCAUCACCAGAUUUUUGGACGUUCCGGAAUUCCGCAAUGUGACUCUCAAGUGUCUCACGGAGAUUGGUGGCUUGCAGAUAGGGCAGCAGUUCUCGUACGAUGAGAAGCUGGUUCAAAUGUUCACCGAGACAUUGACGAGAGUCUCGAAGAUUAUACCUCUGUCAAUGAACCUCAAAGACACCUACGCCCAUAGCAAUUCACGGGACCAGGAGUUUGUUCUCAAUCUGGCGCUAUUCCUUUGCAACUUUUUCAGUGUCCAUCUCGACCUCAUUGAAAAAUUGCCGAAUCUCGAUUAUCUCACCCAUGCGCACUUCUAUCUAAUCCGGAUAAGUCAGAUCGAUGACCGCGAAAUUUUCAAGAUCUGUCUAGAAUACUGGACCAAGCUUGUGCAGGAACUGUACGAGGAGAUGCAGCAGCUUCCCAUCACGGACCUGAACCCCUUGGUCACCAUGGGGGUCAGCGGCCUCUCGAAUAGUGGUGCCCCUCACCCGAGCACUCUCGCCAACUAUCCUCUACGCAAGCAUAAGUACCAGGAGGUAUUGUCGAGCUUACGGACUGUCAUGAUCGAGAAGAUGGUGCGUCCGGAAGAAGUCCUGAUCGUGGAGAAUGACGAAGGAGAGAUUGUCCGCGAGUUUGUGAAAGAGAGCGACACCAUUCAACUGUACAAGACGACCAGAGAGUGCCUUGUGUAUCUCACACAUCUGGAUGUCGUCGAUACAGAAAACAUCAUGGCAGAGAAACUUGCCAAACAGGUCGACGGUACCGAGUGGUCGUGGGCCAACUGUAACACUCUCUGCUGGGCAAUUGGUUCGAUAUCUGGUGCCAUGAACGAAGAGACUGAAAAGCGGUUCCUGGUUACUGUCAUCAAAGAUCUUCUUGGCCUGACGGAGAUGAAGCGAGGGAAAGACAACAAAGCUGUGGUCGCCAGUAACAUCAUGUAUAUCGUGGGACAGUACCCGCGCUUCCUCAAGGCUCAUUGGAAAUUCUUGAAAACAGUCGUCAACAAACUCUUCGAGUUUAUGCACGAGACCCACGAAGGUGUCCAGGAUAUGGCUUGUGAUACGUUCAUCAAGAUCGCUAACAAGUGUAAACGUCACUUUGUGGCUCUUCAGCCUGGGGAAAGUGAGCCGUUCAUCGAAGAGAUUGUCCGCAAUAUGAGGAAGAUAACCUGUGAUCUCUCCCCACAACAAGUCCACACCUUCUACGAAGCAUGUGGCUACAUGAUUUCUGCUCAGGGUCAAAAGGGUCUUCAGGAUCGACUAAUCGAGAACCUCAUGUCAUUGCCCAAUUCUGCCUGGGAUGCUAUCAUUGCCCAGGCAAAUCAGGACCCGUCCAUCCUCCAGGAUGGAGAAACGAUCAAGAUCAUCGGCAACAUCAUGAAGACCAAUGUCGCCGCAUGCUCCUCAAUCGGUAGCUAUUUCUACUCUCAGAUCGGCCGCAUCUAUCACGAUAUGCUCAAUAUGUACCGUGCGUCUAGCCAGCUCAUCUCGGACGCUGUCGCUACUGAUGGAAAUCUGGCGACGAAGACACCCAGAGUCCGAGGACUUCGGACUAUCAAAAAGGAGAUUCUGAAGCUUAUUGACACAUACGUGCAGAAAGCAGAUGAUCUGGAAAUGGUGAACACCAACAUGGUGCCGCCUCUUCUGGAAGCUGUUCUCCUGGACUACAAUCGGAAUGUCCCCGAUGCCAGAGAAGCAGAAGUCCUCAAUGUCAUGACAACCAUAAUUCACAAGCUUCACAACCUGAUGGAUGACCGAGUGCCUAUCAUCAUGGAAAGCGUGUUUGAAUGCACUUUGGAGAUGAUCAACAAAGAUUUCCAUGAGUAUCCCGAACAUCGUGUUCAGUUCUUCAAGCUGCUCCAGGCUAUCAACCUCUAUUGCUUCCCGGCGCUGCUGAAACUGAACUCGACGCAGUUCAAGUUUGUCAUCGACUCCUGCAUGUGGGCUAGCAAACACGACAACCGUGAAGUUGAGAACACGGGUCUCACCAUGUGCCUGGAGCUCAUGAACAACAUGGCCGAAACUGACCCACAGACUUCGAGCAUCUUCUUCCGCCAGUUCUACAUUCCCAUUCUACAGGACGUCUUCUUCGUCGUCACGGAUACCGAUCACAAAGCUGGGUUCAAAUCUCAGGCCAUGCUGCUGUCUCGGAUGUUCUAUUUCGUGGAAUCGGGCAAGAUACAGGACCCCAUUUACUCACCCGAACAGGCGCCACCGGGGACGUCAAACAAAGAAUUCCUCCAGGAAUAUGUCGCUAGUCUUCUGCAGACUGCCUUUAAGAACUUACAGGAAAUUCAAAUCAAACAGUUCGUCAUUGGUCUGUUUGCUCUGAACGAUGACUUCAACAAAUUCAAGACUCAUCUCCGUGAUUUCUUGAUUUCGCUCAAGGAAUUUGCAGGUGACAACGCCGAGCUUUAUGCGGAGGAGCGGGAACAGGCUCUUCGCGAUGCCCAGGCCGCAGAAAGAGACCGGGCAAUGAAGGUUGGAGGCUUGUUGAAGCCUGCUGAAAUGGAGCAAGAGGACGAGUUAUGACUUGAAAAAGAAUUGCGCAGCGAAUUGGACGGCUCGGCGUCCACCGAGGCGGCCAAU
Molecule: messenger RNA, 3584 nt
Organism: Paecilomyces variotii
Lineage: Eukaryota; Fungi; Ascomycota; Eurotiomycetes; Eurotiales; Thermoascaceae
Product: exportin KapK
Exons: 11
Coding region: 309-3527 (1072 amino acids)
Biological process (GO): ribosomal large subunit export from nucleus; ribosomal small subunit export from nucleus; protein export from nucleus
Cellular component (GO): cytoplasm; nucleus
Molecular function (GO): small GTPase binding; nuclear export signal receptor activity
Source: RefSeq, a predicted model, not a curated record